CGGCAAUGGCGCUAAACUUGUAAUUUGUGGAAAAGUAAGCAAAUAAUCUUGAAUUGCCUGCUUUUCCGUGGAUGCCCGGCUCGGAAAAGCGCUUCCGGUAGCACAGUGGAGCCCUGUCGGCGCAUCCACGCCCUCAGUAGCGGGCCCAAUGAUGAAGGCGCACGAGUCACCUUGAGGCGCGAUGCGAGUGCCCUUGAAGGUCAUAUGGCAGCACCGGCAGCCGGCUGCAAGGACUGGCGAACACUUUCGGGUCACCUAAUUUCGCCCGCAGUCGCGUCCGCCGUAUCAGAGUGAAGUGACCCCGCUUCGUAAUGGCUUACUCGUCCAAGAAAGUGCCAACUACCGUCUUCGACGGUCAGAAACCCGGCACCAGCGGCCUUCGAAAGGCGGUCAAAGUCUUCCAACAGCCUAAUUACACUGAAAAUUUUGUCCAGAGCACUUUGAAUGUGCUCGGAGACAAAUUAGCCGGCUGUACUCUUGUUGUCGGUGGUGACGGUCGUUUCUUUGGCAAAGAUGCUGUCAAGAUCAUCAUCAACAUGUGUGCUGCGAAUGGGGUCGGUAAACUCUUGGUCGGCCAAAAUGGGAUCCUUUCAACCCCUGCUGCCUCUUGUUUGAUCCGCAAACACCAGACAGCAGGGGGUAUAAUCCUGACUGCAAGUCACAACCCUGGAGGCCCUGACGCAGACUUUGGCAUUAAAUUUAACACUUCCAAUGGAGGCCCUGCUCCUGAUGCUGUCACCAAUCAGAUUUACUCUCUAACCACAAAAAUAACCGAGUUCCUCAUCACUGAUACACCUGUGGCUGUUGACUUGUCCAAGAUUGGGACCAACACAUUCACCAUCGACAGCAGCAAGCAAUUCACAGUCGAAGUCAUUGACUCUGUAGCCGACUACCUUCAGCUGAUGAAAGAGAUCUUUGACUUUGCUUCAAUAAAAAGUUUGCUCAGUGGCUCCUCAGGAAAACCUUUUAAACUGCUGCUGAAUUCAAUGCAUGGAGUAACUGGCCCCUAUGUUCGACGCAUCUUUGUUGACGAGUUAGGUGCUGGCGACGACUGUUGCGUCAACACCACCCCGCUGGAAGAUUUUGGGGGUCAUCACCCUGACCCCAACUUGACCUAUGCUGCAGAUUUGGUAAAGGCAAUGGCCGAAGGAAACCAUCACUUAGGUGCUGCAUUUGAUGGAGACGGAGAUCGAAACAUGAUCUUGGGAGAAAAGGCGUUCUUUGUCACUCCAUCUGACUCUUUGGCAGUCCUGGCAGCAAACCUUGAAUGCAUUCCAUACUUCAAGAAGACAGGAGUCCGAGGCUAUGCUAGAAGUAUGCCCACAGCUGCAGCAGUUGACAGGGUUGCAAAGGAAACUGGAAAAGAAUUCUUCGAAGUUCCAACUGGCUGGAAGUAUUUUGGUAAUUUAAUGGAUGCUGGCAGGUUGUCCCUCUGUGGAGAAGAAAGCUUUGGUACCGGUUCUGAUCACAUCCGAGAAAAAGACGGUAUUUGGGCUGUGCUUGCUUGGCUCUCAGUUUUGGCGCACACUAGUCUUGGUGUCGAACAACUCUUAAAUCAACACUGGGCCAAGUUCGGCAGAAAUUUCUUUACCAGAUAUGACUACGAAGGUUGUGAGUCGGACCCCUGCAAUAAAAUGAUGUCCGAGUUGGAGGCAAAAGUGAAAGAAGCCUCAUUUAUUGGAACUCAACUCACAGCCCCUUCCUCCGGCAAAAUCUACACUGUGGCCACAGGGGACAACUUCGAGUAUACCGACCCCAUUGACAAAAGCGUUGCAAAGGGCCAGGGAAUCCGAGUGCUGUUCUCAGAUGGCUCAAGGGUGAUCUAUCGCCUGAGUGGAACCGGCAGUGCUGGUGCCACCGUUCGUCUUUACAUCGACAGUUACGAGUCGGACAGCUCAAAACACUCAUUGGCUGCUGAGGUAAUGCUGGGUCCUCUAGUUGAAAUUGCGUUGCAGCUUUCUCGUCUUGAGCACUUCACGGGCCGCUCAAAACCAACCGUCAUCACGUAAUCAGUGUUGUGAGUACUUGAUUGAUUUGUGCCAUGCUUUCUUGUCAAAAUUUAGAGGUAAGAAAUAGUUGUAAUGGUUUGUAAGGUUACAAUCACUCUUCUUAAAAGUAUAAUAACUAACUCUUCACCGUGUCGAUAAAUUUAUCUCACUGUUACCUUCAUGUAAUCCAAGCAAUCCUUCUCAAAUUCUACCUCCUCUCAUUUAAGUUUUCCUCUCCACGAUCAAUAUUUUUUACAGUAGUAUAAUAUGCACUUGUAGCAUUGUGAGAAAAAAAUGAUUAACUUAACUACAAAAUAGAAAAUUUCUUAGAAUAUGGUGGUUGGUUAAGAUGAUAAUAAGAAAGUCUUAAAUAUUAGAAAUAAGCAAAAUAAGUUAUUUCAUUUUCACUUGUUGUUUCAAAUACUUUUGAUGUAUCGUAUCCAUGCCACAAGUUCUAUAAAUUUGUCUAAUGUUCGUGAGCGCCAAUGAACUGAAAUUCAUUUUUGUAUUGGAAUAGAUAUUUUUGGAUUGUAAGGGACAAGCACAAAGAAUUUAUUCAUUAACUAUUGCUUAAAUAUUAUCUCCGCAAUCAAUUAUUUUAGGUUUUUUUUGCAAUCAAAUGCUUAAUUGUAAAUAUUGCGAAUUUCGCCAAUGUCUGCAGAUUUUCAGCUAACAAUUAAAUAUCUCUUUAGUAAUUUGAUAAGGGAAGGCAGCAGACAUUGCCUAGCAAACUGCUGGAUAAACUUGAUUUUAAACUUUUAAGCUUUUUGUUUUUAAAACACAAAUCACUACACGACUUGAAUUGGCCAUGCGCAUAUGCAAAACAAAAAUUCACAUUGACAUCUUUUUAAAACCAUUAUUUUAUGAAUUGUUGAAAAAAAAAAAUGGAAAAAUAAUGAGGUGACGGAUUAAAAAAGUAGCCACUUUUAAAAGUAUUUUAAAGCACCUCGCCAUAAAAAAAAACACAUAACAAUCAUAAUACCAAACAGGAUAGGGAAGGGAGGAAUGAAAACUGCCAAGCAAAGCUGUGAAAAGGAUAUUUUUGUGCAACUAGAUUUUAAUGAUGAUCAUUUGAUAUGCAAUGAUUUAAAACAAAAAUUUCAGCAAGGUCAGCAAAUUGCUGCCCUGCAUGAUUGAAUAGACUUGAAAAAAAUAAAAUAUAAAAUUGAGUCUUUAAUCUAUUUGUUUUUGCAAAACAUGGGUGUAUUCAAAUUUCAAAUUAAUUUACAAAUUCAGCUCUCUUUUAAGAACAAGCAAAAUAAAUGUAAUUGUAACUAUGCGACCAGCAAAGAAGUGUUUACAUAAGAAUUUUUGUAAAAGAGAGUUUGACCAGUUUCGCAGAAAUUCUGCCAAUACAAAAUUAACGUCUUUUUUCAACAUUGGCUCAUCUUUGAGACGUCAUCAAGCCCAGAGAGACUUUUGCAUAUAAUCAGUAGCAACGUAUUUAAAAUACUUUUAAACCAAAACUCUUGUAGUAGGAGAGUGACAUCCCUGGCGCCGACAGCCAUGAGCGGCGCCGGGUCAGUGACCAGCCAUGACUGCCUGUUGUUGUAUGAUAGACUGGACUUUCUCUACUCGGUAUCUGCUUGAUCCGUAGUUUGUAGAAGAGCCCCUCAGUGACGCGACCCGCGAGGCCGACGGAGGUGGCCCUUGCUUUGGUUCCAGUUACUCUCUCUUGAUUGUGCACCAUUUUCAAUCCACUCGCUGUGACGCACCAAAUUGCACUCACCGUAGCUAGAUUUCAAGCUCUCGGGCUGCCUGGUCAAGAUGCACGUUGUCUAAUUUCUUGUACAUUCAGGAUAUGUACUGAGUGAGGCAGUCUGCAGUGCGCUUAUUGUAAAUAAAAUACUUUUUCCUCUCCAUCUAACUUUUCUAUGCUUGCUGUCUUUAGAGCAAUCUCUGAAAUUGUAAAAAAUAAUGUUGUAAUCUAUGUGCUUGCCCCUUAUUGAUAAUUUGAAGUUAUGGAAGAUGUUGGGAAAAAUGAAUUUCAGUUCAUGGAAAUAAUUUUUGCGUAGUAAAACAAAAUGAACAAGGGCUAAUAUAAUCGCGUCCAUUAAAUGUAUACUUUUGAUUUUUAGUUGAUGGCGUUAUGUUUGGAAAAUGUGUGUGGCAAUCAAAUACAAGCCUAAAUACACAUUGUUUUUCUUCUAUUAAAUGAGGUUUUGAUAAGUGUGAUUGUAGGCGUGGCAAAUAAAUUAAACUAGUUGUGAAAUAAUUUACGA
Molecule: messenger RNA, 4210 nt
Organism: Neocloeon triangulifer
Lineage: Eukaryota; Metazoa; Arthropoda; Insecta; Ephemeroptera; Baetidae
Gene: Pgm1
Product: phosphoglucomutase
Exons: 10
Coding region: 312-2009 (565 amino acids)
Biological process (GO): carbohydrate metabolic process
Cellular component (GO): cytosol
Molecular function (GO): phosphoglucomutase activity; magnesium ion binding
Source: RefSeq, a predicted model, not a curated record